AAGGACGGAAUACGAAGCACGUUGUGCACGACCUCGGAUUCUCAUUACAGCAUGACUACGCCCUUACGAGAUGGCAAGGGAACAGCCAGAUGGCGAUACAUCACGGACGGUUACAACAAAUAUUGGUAUCUGAGGUCUGCUCUUCGAUGGCUGUCUGUCGUCGCCGCCGUGACAGAUCUGAUCGUCUUCGCCAUUGUAUACCAUGAUUGGGCGAGUUAUGAAAACAUCCAUACUUUGUAUUUCGGCCCCGUAUUCUUCAUCGUAGCUCCUCUCAUAUCCUUCUUGACCAGUGUUAUCGCACUCACGCUUCUGUUCCUCUCACGACGAAAGGUGAUCAUCAAUCCUGGAUGGCUGCUUUCUAUGGACCUCAUCACUGGCUUGCUACUGGCCACGGAUCUGGGCUUCAAUGGCCAAUACUUUCCGGCAGGGAGUCACAGAAGAUGGUACCCCGACGGGCUAUGGCUUCUUCAAGUCCCUUAUGGCUUUAGCUUGGUCUUGGGGAUCUUCCACGUCAUCCUUUUUCUGUUCGGGAUCUGGGAAGUGCAUGUUCAUCGGCGAAUGUCGCGAGAGCAGCGUGUUCUCAGCAGCUCUGACGAUGCUGAAGCUGGAAAUGCUGGUUCCAAGACAAAUUCCAUCGAGCGAGAUGGUGCAUCAGAAGAUAUCGAGCUACGGAACACCACUUCAACAACGCCAAAUGCGGCAGAAGUUACAGGUAUACCCUCACACGUCGAAGCGCCAGACACUCCUUCUUCGCGCACCGAACUACCAGAAGACACUCUGGUCGAAAUGCCAGCGGUGCUACCAGGCACGAUACUAGUGGAACUCCCUGAUGGACGCAUCUUGGAGUUGCCCGAGGGAAGCCGUUUCGGAAACCGUGUGGAACUGCCAGCUGAGCCUCUAGCCGAGCUGCCAGAUGAUACGAGUAGAAAGUUGCGUAUCAAUACGCAGCUGGGUGAGGGUGGGCCUGAUUCGGCGUCCACGACAUCUACUCAGUGGUAUGGCAGUAGCCCGGUGGCUCCGUCGUAUAAGACGCAGGAGUGGUAA
Messenger RNA from Aureobasidium vineae, 1044 nucleotides. Lineage: Eukaryota; Fungi; Ascomycota; Dothideomycetes; Dothideales; Saccotheciaceae. The record is from the annotation of a GenBank genome assembly.